Messenger RNA from Benincasa hispida (wax gourd), 1936 nucleotides. The record is from RefSeq and is a predicted model, not a curated record. NCBI's taxonomy places the organism in Eukaryota, Viridiplantae, Streptophyta, Magnoliopsida, Cucurbitales, Cucurbitaceae.
AUGGAAAUAAUAAGUGCUUAUGUUAUUAUUGGAAGUGUUUUAUGGGUUUAUUUGUUUGUGAGGAAAUUCAAUGAAAUAUGGUAUUUGGUUAAGUUAGGAAGGAAAGUUUACAAAUCACUUCCUCCAGGUGACUUUGGAUGGCCUUUUAUUGGUUAUUCAUUGUCAUUUUACAAAGCAUUUAAAGCUGGUGGUGAUCCAGACUCUUUCAUUUCUCAUCUUCUUUCCAAAAAUGGAAGAGUUGGAAUGUACAAAAGUCACCUAUAUGGAAGGCCAACAAUCAUCGUAACAGAUCUAGAAAUAUGUCGACUCAUAUAUUUAGACGAUGAAAAGUUCAAACCAAAUUAUCCAAAAUCAGUGAAAAUAUUAGAAGUAAAUGGUCUGUUCUCAAGGAUUGAUCACAAAACAGCCUAUAAAAUAAUGGCAUCUCCCAUAAAUGGCUAUGAGAUACUGUCUAAUUAUGUGAGUUUCAUUGAUCAAACAAUGGCCAAAGGGUUAGAGGAAUGGAGCACAGCGAAAGAACCCAUUGAAUUGUUGAGUGAAAUUGGAAGUCUUCUUUUUAAAGUAAUUAUUCAUAUCUUCUUAGGCAAUGAAAUUACUGCCCCUACCAUGGCUAAACUUGAGGAACUAUACAAACACUUGGGUCCAGCAAUUUUGUCCAUUCUUCCUUAUGACUUGCCUGGCUUAACCUUUCAUCAUGCACUCAAGGCAAGAAAAGAGAUAGGAAAUAUCUUGGAUUGUGUGAUAGAGGAGAAAAGAAGAGUCCUAGAAAACAAGGAAACAAGAGAAGUGAAAAGCCAAAUGGACAAAUUGAUUGUGGCCACUGAUGAAAAUGGGAAAAAAUUAUAUGAUAACAAUGACAUUAUAGACUUGCUUCUUGGAUUAUUACAUGCUGGCCAUCAUACCCCAGCUUAUGCUGCCAUGUGGGCUCUUGUACAAAUCUCAGAAAAUGCUCAUGUCUUCCAAAAAGAAGAGCAAGAGUUCAUUAUGAAAGAAAGACCAUCUACUCAAAAGGGAUUGAGUUUUAAAGAAAUCAAACAAAUGAAAUAUCUUAUGAAAUUCAUUAAUGAACUACUAAGAAGACAUACAAUCGCUGUUGCGAGUUUUCGUGAGGCAAAAACAGAUGUAUACAUCAAUGACUACAUCAUACCCAAAGGAUGGACUGUACCAAUUUGGACUAGAGCUAUUCAUAUGGAUCCUCAAAUAUAUUCAAAUCCACAAGAAUUUGAUCCUUCAAGAUGGGAUAAUUAUACACCAAAACCAGGAGCAUUCAUUCCUUUUGGAAUUGGAAGUAGGUUUUGUCCUGGAAGUGAACUUACAAAACUCUAUAUUACAAUUUUACUUCAUCAUUUUAUCCUCAAUUACAAAAUGGAACGAGUGAAUCCAAGAUGCGACAUAACUCACUUACCUGCCCCCAAGCUAGUAGACAACUGCCUUUGUAGAAUUAUCAAGCUCCCAUAAUGAGAGAUGGUUAUACUUUGAAUUAAAAAAAAGAUACAAUUGAUGUUGACGAGAUGUGACUAUUCAAACGGAGGUCGUUGGAGAUGGAAUUAGUGCAUCCUAUUGUAUCUGUGUGAGAAUAGAAACGAAAAGUAAUUAAUGCAAUGUUUGAGUUCUUGAAAAAAUGAUUUCAUGGGAUCUAUGUUUAAAAGUCGUUCCUUUUUCCAAAUGAAUAAAAAUAUUUGUUCUUAAUAAAGGAAACAAUUGAAUUCUUGAACAUUUACUAUAACACUUAUUAUAACACUUAUUUUCAUGAUAAAGAAGUACUAAAUGUUAAAGACAUUGAACAGAUGGGUAUGUCUCCCAAGAAUCAAUUAGAACCCCAUAUUUUAUAUAAUAUAUUUAGUAUCAGUCACAACCGUAAAGUUCAAAUGGAUAUUCAAUCCUAAAAAGAAAUAUCACCUUGAGAGGAGACUUCUAUAUUUAUUUAAUAUGAUAU